Messenger RNA from Amphibalanus amphitrite, 1295 nucleotides. Its product is annotated as microfibril-associated glycoprotein 4-like. The record is from RefSeq and is a predicted model, not a curated record. Lineage: Eukaryota; Metazoa; Arthropoda; Thecostraca; Balanomorpha; Balanidae. The coding region runs from base 1 to 1191 and encodes 396 amino acids. The transcript has a single exon.
AUGGGUCCUUCAGCGUAUUGGGCCGUAACUGUGACUGUGGUGUGCGCUUUGGCGUGCCGUAGCUUCGCCCUAGUCGGUUAUUCUACAUCAGACAGCGGUAGCGAAGGAGGUGAAGAUGAUGACCUCGCGGCCGUCAUCGACAGGAACAUCAGAGCAGCAGUUGAAGGCGUGGUGGACAUCCUCGGCGCUUCACUGAACACGAUGAAGACAGAGCUGACCUCGCAGCUGGAAGCCGUCCAGACGGACCUCGAGGGUCAGCUGGAUCGACUCGAGACCCGACUGAUGACUCGCAUCCAGCGUCUCGAAGCGCAGGUGAAUGACGUCACUCCUCAGAUGAUGUCACAUAUUCGUGACGUCCAGAUGGCUCUGACCCAGCAGAACACUGACCUAUCGGCGCGUCUGCAGGACACCCAGUCGCAGCUGCAGAGUCAGAUGGAAGUCGGAUCGGACAACAUGUUCUCCCAGCUGGUGGACAUGCAGUCGCAGCUGCUGACGGCGCUGCUGACCCCUCGCGACUGCAGUGACCUCCCCGACUCGGCGAGGAGCGGCGUCUACCUGCUGUGGCCGAGUCCGAACCGCGCGGUGCCUGCCUUCUGCGACCUCAGUAGCGCCGGAGGACGGUGGACGGUCAUUCAGCGCCGCGCCGAUAUUCGCCCCCGGACUGACUUCAAUCUCGGCUGGGAGGCGUAUGGCCGCGGCUUCGGCGCCGUGCUGGGAGAGUUCUGGUGGGGUAACGAGAACCUCUACCGCCUGACGGCCAUCCAGGGUCGCCACUACGAGCUGAGAGUCGAACUGGAGAGCGCAGACGGCGAGACGAAGACGGCGACGUACAGAACCUUCCGCGUGUCGGGAGUGGCUGACGGCUACCGUCUAACCGUGUCGGGCUACUCGGGUGACGCCGGGGACAGCCUCUCCGGCAGCUCGGGUCACAAGUUCUCCACGAGGGACCGGGACCAGGACGGCAGCGAGGACCACUGCGCCGCACUGUGGGAAGCAGGGUGGUGGUACGGCGCCUGCCCCCACAGCAACCUCAACGGGCCGUACCUGGCGCCGGUCAACUCCAGCAGCCUGUACGGCGUGGUGUGGCCGCAGUGGCUGCAGGCCGCCUCGCUGAAGGCCGUGGAGAUGAAGAUCAGACCGACCGAGUCGCCCGCCACCGGGGUUGUGAGUGAGCCGUACCAACGGAACUGAGAAGUGUGCUCUUCUUUAUCUCGUCACAAGUCCGCCAUAUUUGGCGACUCGCAGGCGCUGCAUGGAACGGCAAAGCAUUUUAACAUUUUUAAGCUAUCGGUGAG